Gastrolobium bilobum is the source of this 2235-nucleotide messenger RNA. Its product is annotated as leucine-rich repeat receptor-like serine/threonine/tyrosine-protein kinase SOBIR1. Gene Ontology annotation, biological process: protein phosphorylation. Lineage: Eukaryota; Viridiplantae; Streptophyta; Magnoliopsida; Fabales; Fabaceae. The record is from RefSeq and is a predicted model, not a curated record. Gene Ontology annotation, molecular function: protein kinase activity; ATP binding; protein binding. The transcript has a single exon. Bases 81 to 1973 code for a protein of 630 amino acids.
AGAAUAAACAAAAUUAAGGAAAGAACAACAUAAGAUCGAAACAAUAACCAUUACCAACAUAGCAGCUACACACUGUGGCAAUGGCAGGGAGAAAAACCCAUCUCUUGUUUCUCUUUUCAUUCUUCUAUCUCUUCUUCUCCAUCCAUGCCAAGCUUGAUCUCCACCCUUCAGACCUCAAAGCUCUCAUAACUCUCCAAAAGGACCUCGGAGUCAACGGUCAACCCUCCACCAUGAUUCACCCGUGUAACACGGAGGGCGUGUUCUGUGAGAGGAGGCUUUCCAACAAUGAAAGCUAUGUCCUCAGAAUCACAAGGCUUGUGUUGAAGUCGAAAAACCUUAAUGGGGUUUUGUCACCUACCAUAGGACGCCUCACAGAGCUUAAAGAACUCUCUCUUUCAAACAACAAGCUCGUUGACCGAAUCCCACAACAAAUAGUUGACUGCAGAAAGCUUGAGAUUUUGGACCUUGGAAGCAACCUCUUCUCUGGUGAAGUCCCUUCUGAAUUGUCCUCACUCAUUCGUCUUCGCGUCCUUGAUGUCUCUUCCAAUAAGCUCUCUGGGAACUUGAAUUUCCUCAAGUAUUUUCCCAACUUGGAAACUCUCUCUGUUGCUGAUAACCUCUUCACUGGAAGAGUUCCAUCAUCUAUGCGUUCUUUUCGCAAUCUCAGACACUUUGACUUCUCUGGGAACCGUUUCCUUGAAGGUUCUCUACCAUUGAACCAAAGGCUUGAACAAUCAGCAUCAGAUAGUGUUCCCAAAAGAUACAUCUUUGCUGAGAGUUCAAACAAUUCCUCAAGCCGCAAGAAUCAUUCAAUUGCAGCUCCUGGACCUGCAGCUCCUGGACCUGGUCCUUCAGCUGCAGUUUCUCACCACAAGCACAAGUCAAGUAAGAGAAAACUAGCUGGGUGGAUUCUUGGGUUUUUGGCUGGGGCAAUGGCUGGGACCUUAUCUGGGUUGAUAUUUUCUUUGUUGUUUAAGUUGGCUUUGGCUUUGAUAAAGGGUGGAGGGAAGGGUUCUGGACCUGCAAUUUAUAGUCCCUUUAUUAAAAGGGGAGAGGACUUGGCUUUCUUGGAGAAAGAAGAUGGGCUUGCUGCAAUGGAAGUCAUUGGAAGAGGAGGGUGUGGUGAGGUUUACAAGGCUGAAUUACCAGGAAGUAAUGGCAAAAUGAUUGCCAUAAAGAAGAUUGUUCAGCCUCCAAAGGAUGCUGCUGAGUUGGCUGAUGAAGAUAGUAAGCUUUUGCAUAAGAAAAUGCGCCAAAUUAAGUCAGAGAUUAACACAGUUGGUCAAAUUAGACACCGGAACCUUCUGCCUCUUCUGGCUCAUGUGUCUAGGCCUGAUUGUCACUACCUUGUCUAUGAAUUCAUGAAGAAUGGGAGUUUACAAGAUGUGUUGAAUAAAGUUGAAAGGGGUGAAAUGGAGUUGGAUUGGUUGGCAAGGCACAAGAUUGCACUUGGUGUAGCAGCUGGCCUUGAAUAUCUUCACAUGAACCAUAGCCCUCGUAUCAUUCAUAGAGAUCUCAAGCCUGCAAACAUUCUUCUUGAUGAUGAUAUGGAAGCUCGCAUAGCAGAUUUUGGACUUGCAAAGGCUAUGCCAGAUGCUCAAACACACAUCACAACUUCAAAUGUUGCUGGCACUGUGGGAUAUAUAGCACCAGAGUAUCACCAGAUACUCAAGUUCACUGACAAGUGUGACAUAUACAGCUUUGGGGUUAUGCUUGGUGUCUUGGUGAUAGGAAAGCUUCCAUCAGAUGAUUUUUUCCAGCACACAGACGAAAUGAGUUUGGUAAAGUGGAUGAGAAAUGUGAUGACUUCAGAAAAUCCUAAGGAGGCUAUUGAUCCAAGGCUUUUAGGUAAUGGAUAUGAGGAACAAAUGCUUCUGGUUUUGAAGAUUGCAUGCUUUUGCACUAUGGAUGAUCCAAAGGAGAGGCCUAACAGUAAGGAUGUUAGGUGUAUGUUGGCCCAAAUCAAGCACUGAAUCAGUUAGAUAAAUAUUUGAAAUAAUGUGUACAAUGGUAAAGUUUGCGUGUUUAAGAAUAUUAAUGAUAACUAGAUGAUAGAUGUUGGUUCAAAAGGUGACCAACCAAUAUAAUGUUGUUUUCUUCAUCACAAAAUGCUGAAUUUCCAGAAAAGAGGAAAAAGAAAAAUUCAGCAUUGUGAUGACCUAUGUCUAAUUAAAUAUAUAACUACCAGUUUUCACUAUGUUUAUGUAUUGAUCCUGAAAAUAAAAUAUUCCCCAU